Molecule: messenger RNA, 2839 nt
Organism: Electrophorus electricus (electric eel)
Lineage: Eukaryota; Metazoa; Chordata; Actinopteri; Gymnotiformes; Gymnotidae
Gene: stra6
Product: signaling receptor and transporter of retinol STRA6
Biological process (GO): vitamin A import into cell
Cellular component (GO): plasma membrane
Molecular function (GO): retinol transmembrane transporter activity; signaling receptor activity
Source: RefSeq, a predicted model, not a curated record
GUCAAAGUCUGGUCAAGUAAAACAUAGUUAAGGAUCUCCUCAAAACCAAGGAUCCCAUCUGUAUCUUGCCGUGUCACAGUGGAUUGAGCGACUGUUUACCCCAGCUGCCAAAGCAAGCCCCACAAUUCGUCCAGUGUGGGCCUCCUUGUUCAGACAGGGAUUAACCACCAAGUUAAGUUAGGGGUGGCACUGUGGCAAGGUCCUCUCACUCUUCUUCACGGCUCUUUUCUGCAGCACUAUCAGAGCACCUGGACACAGAGACACACAUGAGGAAGGAGAGAUACCACGGGGAACAGAGAACUUUAAAUAUUGACAGCAGUGUUAGCAAAACUUUGGAGGGAACUUUUUUUUACACAUUGUUACUGAAACGCAGAAGAGUGGUUUGUCUCCCAUGGGAAGAGAACUUUAUACUGCUCAGCCUGACUUACUGGAUAUAUCUGAUACUUAAACCACCACUAUGACUGAAGAAGUUGGGAUUGAUUACUAUGACUACUCGGAAUGGCAAGACAACGAUCUACCUACCAAGCCUUCUACUGAAAUUAUUCUACCAUGUGACCCCACAGCGGAUGAUGGCCUCUACCACAUAUGCAUCACAGCCAUAUCUUUGGUGAUCAUGCUAAUCCUCGCACUUCUGGCAAGACAGCAGAAACUUGGGGGCAGUCUACAAGGAGUUUCAGGUUUACUCAGCCCAGUAAAUUUUCUGGACCAUACACAGCACAAAGGCCUCUCAGUGGCUGUGUUUGGGGUUCUUUUCUGCAAGCUCGUCAAAUUGGUCAUGGCCCCCAACCCACUCCCCUUUAUCAAGGACAUACAAAACAGAGAGUACUGGCUGAUCCUAGCACUGUUUUACUACCCUGCUUUGUACUACCCAUUGCUGGCCUGUGGCACUUUCCAUAACAAGGUGGGCUACGUGCUCGGCAGCUUGUUGUCAUGGACACAUUUUGGGGUCCUUGUCUGGCAGAAAGUGGACUGCCCCAAAACACCACAGAUAUAUAUUUACUAUGCCCUGUUAAGCAGCCUGCCUCAGAUUGCCUGCUUGGCCUUUCUCAGUUUCCAGUAUCCUCUACUCCUGUUCAAGGGCUUGAAAGGCACAGAGAAAAACAAUUCCUCAGAGGAUCUAGAGAGCAGCUACUACCGAGACUACUUAAAGAAGAUCCUCAAAAAAAAGAAGCUAUCUAAAGCCAGCAGUUCUAAACCCAAGAUGUCUGAAAUAAUCUCUCAUACUCUCAAGUCUUACAUUUACAUACCUGAUGAAGUUUUCAGGUUUCCACUAAAGAUAGCCAUCUCUCUAGUUGUGGAAAUCAUUGCUCUCUAUCAGAUAGCCCUCUUAAUGGUAACUGGACUAGUGCCCACUCUUCAAAAGGCCCGAAGUGGGGUGGAUGAAGACAUCACCUUCCUCCUGGCAGGAUUUAACAUUAUUCUGUCACAAGAUCGUAAAGAAGUGGUCAAGAUAGUGGUGUACUACAUGUGGUGCAUUGAGGUGUGCUAUGUUUCAGCGGUGACCCUGUCUUGUUUGGUCAAUCUGGUUAUGUUUAUGAGGUCCAUGGUGCUACACAGGUCUAAUCUAAGGGGUCUGUACCGAGGGGAAACCUACAAUGUGUACAACUACCAGAGGAACAUCAGGCCAUCCCGUCCUGCCCUGGUCUGCUGGACAGGCUACACCAGCUACCAGGCUGCUUUCAUUUGUCUCGGCACUAUCAUUCAGACUCUGGUGUUCUUCAUCUGCCUUGUGUUUGCUGUGUUCCUUGUCAUCAUUCCCAUCUUCUAUGGAAAGAACCUUGUGCUCUUCCACUUCAUUGGCAGGAUGUGGCCCUUCUGGCUGCUGCUGUUCUUGGCUGUGCUCAUCCAGCAUCUAAUGUCCAGGUUCUGGUUCAUUCAAAAAGAAGCUGGGACACGAGACCUAGCUAACAGGGGUAGCCUGUUCCUUCUGACUUACCUGCUGUUUCCAACCAAUGUCCUGGUGGGGGUGCUGUUGAGCAUCUGGAGGCUAGUAAUCACGGCUCUGUUCAACAUCAUCCACUUGGGCCGCAUGGACAUCAGCCUCCUGAACCGCAGUGUGGAGGCUUUUGACCCAGGCUACCGUUGCUAUGCUCAUUACCUGAAGAUUGAGGUUAGCCAGUCUCACCCAGUGAUGAAGGCCUUCUGUGGGUUGCUGCUGCAGUCUCAGAGGCAGGACCAAUCAUCCGGACAGGAGGCGCGGGAUGCUGAGGAAGGAAUCCACCUGGUCUCACAGGACAAAAAACGGAGCAAAGUGUCCAGUGCCAAGCUGGCACGUGGACACUGGCAUCUCCUCUACACACUGGUCAAUAACCCAUCCCUGGUGGGGUCCAGAAAACACUUUCAACGGCAGAGCUCUGAGAGCUUCAUCAACGGGACCCUCAAACAUUGCUCUAAAGGCAGCAGCAAAAAAGUGAGUGGCACCACAGAGGCCAGAGAAGGAUCGGGGAGGGCCCAGACUAAGGACUGAAACUACCGUCUACCCAUGGUCAGGCUUGUGAGGCAUCACUCUGAUUAAACUAUUUGAAGAUAGUGUUAUGUGUAGAACUGACCUGCAUUUGUCUUAAAUAGUGCCCUGUUUCCUUUGUUGGGUGUUUGAAUUUUUCUCUGUCUGUGUUAUGGAAAAUAAAUAAACAAAUAAAUAGAUAGAUAGAUAGAUAGAUAGAUAGAUGUGUGUGUGUAUAUAUGAUUGAUUGAUUAAUCAGUCAAUUAAUUAAUUAAUUAAUUAAUUAAUAUAUAAUGACAUUUAUCAAGACAUUUAGUGAGGCUCUGAACUCCCCUAUAAUUACAUGUCCAAGUUAAACUGUUUGACUGUUCGUGCUAAUAAAUCAUUUAUAAACCA